AUGCAGCUGAAGUUCUAUCCUCUGGUGGUUAAGGAUGGAGUGAAAGUGGCCAAGCUGAACCCAAAAGAGAUAGAGGAACAAUGUAAGAAAUGGAAAACAACCUUAAUUGGAUAUGUCCUAGGAGGAAACCCUUCGUUCAAGGAAAUGCUCAAAUUUGUCUAUGGAGUGUGGAACUCAGUGACGACACAAAUGAUAUUUCUUCACGAUGAUGGUUAUUUCAUUUUUCACUUUGAAUCUAUGGAGGAUAAAAUUGAAAUUUUUCAAAAUGGACCUUAUACCUUCAAUAAUAGACCCAUGGUCUUGAAGGAUUGCGAUCCUGAUUUUCAGAUUCAAAAUGAGUCUAUGAGAAUUGUUCCUAUAUGGAUUAACCUCCCUGGGCUACCUGUUCAGUGUUGGGCUGAGGAGAACCUAGGUCGAAUUGCCAGUCUAUUAGGCAAACCUAUUUGCACUGAUAAGCUUACAGCCCAAUGUGAAAGAAUUUCAUAUGCUAGGAUCCUUGUUGAAAUGGAUAUCACACAGCCACUACCAGAUGGAAUAACCAUUGAGAAUCCAGAUGGAAGUAGCUGGGAGCAAAGAGAGGAAUUUGAGUGGAAACCAAAACUGUGUAUGGAUUGUAAUAAGUUUGGGCAUAGUACUGGUAAUUGCCAACAAGACAUACAACAGGCGAAUGAACUAAAACCACAUAAAAGGAGAAGGAAGAAGAAGACAAGAAUAGAAUGGAAGCCAAAGCCAAAUGACAAAGGAAAUAAUGAAACUGAUGUUCUGCCACAUAAGGAGCCUGAACAACAGGAACCAGUAGUAGAGGUACAAGUGACUAAUCGAGGCAAGCAAGCUGUGGUUAUUCAAGGAUCAGCUGGCAAGAAGACCCAUAGAGAUAUCAACUAUGAGUAG
This is a messenger RNA of Nicotiana attenuata, 891 nucleotides long. RefSeq lists its product as uncharacterized. The transcript has a single exon. Lineage: Eukaryota; Viridiplantae; Streptophyta; Magnoliopsida; Solanales; Solanaceae. The coding region runs from base 1 to 891 and encodes 296 amino acids. The record is from RefSeq and is a predicted model, not a curated record.